UAUAAAAAAAAGUGCCGGAUAAUAAAAAUUGUGUUUGGUUCCGAGGUUCUGUGAACAUAGAAUUUAGUUAAAAAUAAUUAUAAAUAACGCAUUACUUGAUGCUUUGUUCAUUAACUUAAACACAGUCUACAAGAAAACUAAGAAUACCGGCAGAAAUGUCAAGUAGAAGGGAUCGGUCCCGCUCACCAAUGCGAGUGGAUAAUGUAGGUAAAAGAAGAGAAAAUAAGCAACAUGAUAACAUGAAGCCUUCUGACAUGAAUACUAUGAUGAAUCCAAUGAUGAUGCAGAAUAUGUACUCGCAGGGUAAUAUGAUGAUGGCAGGUGGAAUGUACCCAAACAUGAUGAUGCCAGGCAUGAUGGGCGGAGGGAUGAUGCCUUCAACUGGAAUGGAGAUGGUGUCUGGCACAGGGAUGGACAUGAUGUCCCAAACUCCAAUGGAUAUGUCAGGUAUGGGGAAUGCCAUGGCUCCUCAGAACAUGGCUGCCGCUGGUGCAACAUCCAUGGAUAUGUCAAUGAUGGGUGGUAUGGUAAUGGAUCCCUCUAUGAUGCAAAUGUAUACAGGCAUGACUGGUGAUAUGUCCAGUGUACAAGAAAAAAAGGAAAUAGUACUAAAAAAUUGUAAGCUGACCCCUCCAGCUAUGGGUACCCCUCAACCACCUCGAAGAAGUAGACCUCCAGGCUGCAGAACCAUUUUUGUUGGAGGUUUACCAGAAAAAAUAAGAGAAAGCACUGUCCGUGAUAUAUUUGAACCUUAUGGAAGAAUACAUACAUUACGAUUGUCCAAAAAAGAUUUUUGCCAUAUUAGGUUUGACAGAGAGAGUUCUGUCGAUGCUGCAAUACAAUUAUCUGGAUAUCGUAUUAAGCUUACGAAUAAGGAUAAAGACAAAGAUAAUGAAGAUGAUGAAGAUUCCAAAGCUACAUCAGGAUGGCUUCAUGUGGACUUUGCAUUGAGUCGCGAUGAUCAAAAUGAAUAUGAGAGGAAGCAGCGUCAAGUGUUACGUGUACAGCAAGCUCAGAUGCAACAACUUUCUGCUCAGCAAGAGCUAGUUCAUAGCAGCAGUAGAUCAUCAUACAGAAGAUCUCCAUCACCUGUGAGAAUUCAACCUUUUUCAAAUGCAGCUAUACUACAACUUGUUGAGAAAAUAAAAAAUGAAGAACACUUUGCAAGCACUCUUCCAACUUUGGUUUCCUGGCUAGAGAGAGGAGAAUGUUCUAAAAAAAAUUCUAAUCAAUUUUAUUCAAUGAUACAAGCAACAAACUCUCAUAUUCGACGCUUGUUCAAUGAAAAAAUGCAAGCUGAAGAAGAGCUGACAGAAUGCAGAGAAAGAGUAAAAAGCAAUAUUGAAAAAGUUUUUGAGCAACUCGAGCAGGUGGCGAAAGUGUUUACAGCAGCAGGUCACCAACGUGUCUGGGAUCACUUCACUAAGCCUCAAAGGAAGAACAUAGAGACAUGGCAGAAAAUGACCCAGGACUUCAAUACAUUGAAAGAAGAAUUCCAUGAGAAAUUCUUUGGGGAGGAAAAUGAACACAAUGGUUACAAUAAUAAACCUCUAGAAAUGGGAAACACAGUUAAUAAUGAUGAUUAUAUGCAAAUUAAGAUUGAGAACGACAGCCUGAAAUUCCAAUUGGAAGCUUACAAAAAUGAGGUUGAUGUCAUCAAGGCCGAUGCUAAAAAGGAAAUGGAGAAAUUUAAAGCACAAUUUAUUGCAAGACAAGCUUUGCAAGGAGCAAUGGAUAACAAACAUCCUCCAUUGCCUUCUCCGAUGGUGAAGCCUCCUCCGCCACCGCCUUUGCCCGAGGACUUGGACUCGAAGGUCCAUCUCAGGGAGGCCGUGGAGGCGGGUUGCGGCGAGGCUAAACUUAUCGGAGUCAUGUCCGCAUUUCUACAGGUUCAUCCUCACGGCGCCAGUCUCGACUACGUGGUAUCAUAUGUACGCGCUUUGUUCCCGCACGUAUCGCAGGCGACAGUUCAUCACGUACUGCAGAAGCACUCUGACGUUUUCCAACGCACCACUUCGGGAGUCGGCGCCAAUAUAGAACACAAGUGGUCAUUUGUCGGCUUCAACAAAGACGAAACCGAAAAAGAAUAAUCUAAGCAACACUAGUUGCAACAUUGAUAUUUAGCCGUAUCGCAUUUGAAAGUUAAUUCAACAAUUCGGCAACACUAGGGUCCUACGGACACUCCCGACUAAAUUAUGUUUGUAAAAAUAGUGACUUAACGAAGAGCACAUAAUUAUGAUAAAAAUGUCUUUGUUGAUAAAAAUUAUAGGCAAACAAAUGUUUGAAGUAAAAUAAAAACAGUUGAAAUAAUAAUAAUAA
Molecule: messenger RNA, 2319 nt
Organism: Chilo suppressalis (striped riceborer)
Lineage: Eukaryota; Metazoa; Arthropoda; Insecta; Lepidoptera; Crambidae
Source: the annotation of a GenBank genome assembly